Laccaria bicolor S238N-H82 is the source of this 840-nucleotide messenger RNA. RefSeq lists its product as uncharacterized. The transcript is spliced from 9 exons. NCBI's taxonomy places the organism in Eukaryota, Fungi, Basidiomycota, Agaricomycetes, Agaricales, Hydnangiaceae. The coding region runs from base 1 to 840 and encodes 279 amino acids. The record is from RefSeq and is a predicted model, not a curated record.
AUGACCUUGGUUGCACCCAUCAGCCUCUCAGCCUCGAAACACCUUCACCCAAGGCAACGCGUUUCGCAUAUGUUCGGAAGCGUUGACCGGUCAUGCGGACCUCCCGCUAAUUCAGCACAGUAUCUUCGCACUCGCAUUACAAUCGCAUCGAUUACCGACAUCGAGGCCCAAACGCCUUCCCAAAUAGAAGGGAACACACUAGAGGCUGAAAUGCCUUUCCAAAUUGAAGGGAACACACAAGUGACCUCUUUCUCGGGAGAACUCGGAUCUAUGCUUUCCAACGUGUAUAGGCUGCACUCUCGCCUUACCCCAUGUGCGGCACUCACAAUUAUGCCUCCCCGCGCUCCCAAACAAAAAGACCGAGGUUUGGCAGGUGGCGGAUCUCAUUCCACAAAACCCCCUGCUUCAAAGGCCAACAAAAGGUCAAAGAAAAACAAAAAGCCGGAGCCAAAUCUCUCCAAAAAGGCCACCAACAGCGACGCUGACACGCGUCAAGUCCUCGAAUGUGUCUCGAUAUCGACCAACAAAUCCCGUGAUGAUGUGCAAGCGAUGAACCUCGGACAGGCAGAAGCACGGCUGAGGGCAGCAGCUGGCAAAAGAAGUGUCCAGGAUUCCGUCCCUGCUUUGCCUGACAACACGGAUGACGUUGUCACUAUGAUAUCUGCCACAGAGCCUGAUGCUCCAGUUCCACCAUCCAACUCCCUCUCCUCAGCCACUGCGGAAGGCAUGAAUGACGAAGACGAAGACGACCCUGGUCGCCCACAUCUGCCACCAUGCAUCGAAUUGAUAUCCCUCGGCCACUUUGACAACAUCAAGAUUGCUGCCUUGAAUAGUGUUUAA